Messenger RNA from Amaranthus tricolor (Joseph's coat), 1923 nucleotides. Its product is annotated as chaperone protein dnaJ 15. The transcript has 13 exons. Bases 267 to 1574 code for a protein of 435 amino acids. Lineage: Eukaryota; Viridiplantae; Streptophyta; Magnoliopsida; Caryophyllales; Amaranthaceae. The record is from RefSeq and is a predicted model, not a curated record.
UCAAAUAAUACACUUUUUUUCUCAACUCUCUCUCUCUCUCUCUCUCUCUCUCCCUCCCUGCCAACUAAACGCCUCAAAGCUUAAAAACAAAACAAGAGAGAGAGACAGCAGCUGAACUAAUUUCCUCUUCACCCCACCCCCAAAUUAAGGACUUUCACGAGCAAAUCAAUUCAGACAUUUUCAAGAUUUGGGGCCUCAUGAAAGGAAUUUGAAUCCUCAAACGAAAUACACAUUUGGAAAAACUGAGAGGUUGGAGAAAGGGUAGGAUGAGUUCGAAGAAUGGAGGACCUUCUACUCCGAUUCUUCGGAGAGAUCCAUAUGAGGUUUUGAGUGUUACGCGGGAUUCCACUGAUCAAGAAAUUAAGACAGCUUACCGCAAACUUGCACUCAAGUAUCAUCCGGACAAAAAUGCCAAUAACCCUGAAGCUGCUGAUCUUUUUAAGGAGGUUGCUUAUUCUUAUACUAUCUUGUCUGAUCCUGAGAAGAGAAGGCAAUAUGAUGCUGCAGGAUUUGAGGCUCUUGAUGCUGAGGGCAUGGAUAUGGAAAUCGAUUUAUCAAACCUUGGAACAGUCAACACUAUGUUUGCUGCCUUGUUCAGUAAGCUGGGGGUUCCUAUCAAGACAACCAUCUCUGCUAAUGUUCUGGAAGAAGCACUAAAUGGAACUGUGACUGUCCGCCCACUUCCUGUUGGAACUUCAGUUAAUGGAAAGGUAGAUAAGCAGUGUGCCCACUUCUUUAGCGUGAGUAUAAAUGAGGAGCAAGCACAGGCAGGCAUUGUAGUCCGUGUCUCUUCUGCUGCCCAAAGCAAAUUUAAGUUGCUUUACUUUGAACAAGAUGCAAAUGGAGGUUAUGGCCUAGCAUUACAGGUUACUCUCUUUAUUGUUAUUGUUGUUGACUUGUUGUACCCAAUGGUUCUAAUUCACAAGGAGACCAAGGAGGAUAGUGAAAAGACAGGCAAGGUGACAUCUGCUGGGAUGUAUUUCUUGCAUUUUCAAGUAUAUAGGUUGGAUUCAACUGUAAACGCUUUAGCUAUCGCCAAGGAUCCUGAAGCUGCUUUCUUUAAAAGAUUAGAGGGUCUACAACCUUGUGAGGUCUCAGAACUGAAACCGGGCACCCACAUUUUUGCUGUCUAUGGUGAUAACUUUUUUAAACCCGCCUCAUACACGAUAGAAGCACUUUGCGCAAAGACUUUUGAAGACACAACAGAGAAGCUGAAAGACAUUGAGGCCCAAAUCUUGAGAAAAAGAAAUGAACUCCGUCAAUUUGAAUCAGAGUAUAGAAAGACGUUGGCUCGUUUUCAAGAAGUGACAAACAAAUACAACCUAGAAAAACAGUCUGUCGAUGAGCUACUAAAGCAACGAGACAGUAUUCAUUCUGCUUUUACUGUUGUCAGAACACUAAGUAGUCAUGGGAGUAGUAGCAAUUUGGCCAAUGGGAAUACAUGUAAGACCUCAGUUGAAGAUGGCAAGUCGGAAAGCCCUAGCGAAGAUGGAGGUUCUGAUGGAAAAGACAAAUCAUCCCGCAGGAGGUGGUUCAAUCUCAAUCUUAAGGGUUCUGAUAAAAAGCUUGGGUGAUCUCUUCGGGAUAUACGCAAUAAUUUCAUUCUUGAUCAUCUGGUGAGCAGCAGGCAAUUGCUUUAUUUGCCUUUCAGUGGUUAUCUUGUAGUCGUCGCAUAGUCUACCAAGUACAGAGGGGUACAUACAAAAAGAUGGAAGGGAUUUUGUUUGUAAAGAGCUUUUAGAGUUCUUUAGAUUAAUUUCCCUUGCUGAUGUAUUUGCAUCAUCGCAUGUUUGUUAUUUAUUGUUGAAGUGAGAUAUUUUUUUAUGGUUUAUGCUGUAGAUAUUAUAAAAGUGAGUUUGAGGUUUUGUUGUAAUUAUGAAUUAUUCAUUAUUGGUCACUUUAUGAGCACUGUCCACCAAGAAA